CCCCCAAAAAUGAAAGUCUAAGUCACCCCUCUACUUCACCAACUUCCUUCUACAUUAUCUCCACCUCCAACUUUAUAUAAAUAUAUACAUCACUUUAGCUCUUUCCCAAAUUAUCACACACAAACACAAACUCACACACAUACACAUACACAUUCAUAUCAUUCCUUUAGCCAUGGAUUGGUUCUCAUGGCUAUCUAAAACCGGCCUUGAGCCGUCUCUAGUCUACGAGUAUGGCCUUGCGUUUGCUCACAAUGAGCUUGAAGAAGAAGACAUGGUCUACUUCAACCAUGAGUUUCUCCAAAGCAUGGGGAUUUCCAUAGCCAAACAUAGGCUAGAAAUCCUCAAGCUUGCUAGAAAGGAGAGGGGUGCAAGUCCACGCCCCAUAUCAAGGCUUCUCGUCGCGAUCAAGAGGACAAAGAGGUGCUUAACUAAAUACAUUCGUACAUGGAUUCAUCAUCGCGAGGAGUCAGCUCUGGUGGUUGUACCAAGGCCUAGUUAUGGGACAAGAUGGAAGGGAGCUAUGAUGAAGAGGAACAAAAGAUUGAUGACGGCAAAACAAGGGAGGUUGUUGCUCACAAAUGGGAGUCCUAUGGUGGCUAAAUCAGGGCCAAUUUGUGUUGAUAGUUUUUCAAGUCCUAUGGUGCAUGAUCAUCUUCGUAAGGAUGAAAAGAUGGAUGAAAACGAUGAUGGGUACUGGUCAACUGGUAUUGAAGAGAUCAGGUGGGAUACCAUGUUUCAAGAUUUAAAACCCACAUAAUUUUUUUUUCCUUUUUGUUUUGUUUUUCUUAGUUGUAUUUUGUAUGUGAUCUAUUUGUUGUUUCCUCUAUUCAAGUUAAUUUAAUGGUGAGAGAUGGGUUUUUUUGGGAUCUUUUACCAGAGAGUUUUGAUUGUGUUUGAGAAGACUUCUUUUCAUUAGUAGUGGUGGGUGGGUCAUGUAGAUGGCAGAGUUUAGUACAAAGGUCUAUUUCAGUAAUGAGAUUGUCUGCCCUGCUUUUGCAUGUUUAAAGGCCUUUAUUCAAAGAUAGAAGAGAAAGCACUAGUAUCCAUUGUCUUUGUUAGCAGAA
This is a messenger RNA of Quercus robur (English oak), 1064 nucleotides long. RefSeq lists its product as uncharacterized. The coding region runs from base 173 to 757 and encodes 194 amino acids. Gene Ontology annotation, molecular function: protein binding. The record is from RefSeq and is a predicted model, not a curated record. The transcript has a single exon. Lineage: Eukaryota; Viridiplantae; Streptophyta; Magnoliopsida; Fagales; Fagaceae.